This is a messenger RNA of Gekko japonicus, 4138 nucleotides long. RefSeq names its product spindlin 1 (gene SPIN1). The transcript is spliced from 7 exons. NCBI's taxonomy places the organism in Eukaryota, Metazoa, Chordata, Lepidosauria, Squamata, Gekkonidae. The coding region runs from base 430 to 1143 and encodes 237 amino acids. Gene Ontology annotation, biological process: gamete generation. The record is from RefSeq and is a predicted model, not a curated record.
CGCCCCCCCUCCGGGCACCUCACGCCCGCCCGGGUGGAGGAGGUGGCGGCCGAGAAGCAGGCUUGGGCAGCAGAAUAUUAUAAUUGAAGGAGUUUCCCAAGUUUGGAAAAACAUAGUCACAGUCUGGAUUGUCUCCUCAUUAUUCCAAGGUUGAGGAUCUUCAUAAUCUCCCCUAGAACUGGAUUUUCACCCUAGUUUAGCAGCUUUGCUGCUCACUUAAAUACAGAUGAAUGAAGACCCCAUUUGGAAAGGCACCAGGUCAGCGAUCCAGAGCUGAUGCAGGGUGUAUCCCCCAUUAUAUGGGCCUUUUCAAUGCAUAGUGGAUCCAACAUGUCGUUUUUGCUGCCAAACUAAUUGUAUUGCAACUUUGGAAAUCAUCUCUACGUAAUUGGCUUUCCUUAUAUCUGGCAUGCAGGUGUGUCUGCCAGCAUGAUGAAGAAGAGAGCCUCCCACAAGAAGCAUCGAAACAACAUGGGACCAAACAAACCCAUUUCUCAACCCAGAAGAAAUAUUGUAGGCUGCAGAAUACAGCAUGGAUGGAAAGAAGGGAGUGGACCUGUGACUCAGUGGAAAGGCACGGUUCUAGAUCAGGUUCCUGUAAAUCCCUCCCUCUACCUUAUUAAAUAUGAUGGAUUUGAUUGUGUCUAUGGACUAGAGCUGCACAAAGAUGAGAGAGUUUCGGCACUUGAAGUUCUUCCAGACAGAGUUGCUUCAUCUCGAAUCAGUGAUGCCCACUUGGCAGACACAAUGAUUGGCAAAGCAGUGGAACAUAUGUUUGAGACAGAAGAUGGCUCAAAAGAUGAAUGGAGGGGAAUGGUGUUGGCUCGAGCACCAAUAAUGAACACAUGGUUUUAUAUUACCUAUGAGAAGGAUCCUGUCUUGUACAUGUACCAGCUCUUAGAUGAUUAUAAAGAAGGAGACCUCCGCAUUAUGCCUGAUUCCAAUGAUUCACCUCCAGCAGAACGGGAACCAGGUGAAGUUGUGGACAGCCUAGUGGGGAAACAAGUGGAAUAUGCCAAAGAAGAUGGCUCAAAAAGAACUGGCAUGGUCAUUCAUCAAGUUGAAGCCAAACCUUCUGUCUAUUUCAUCAAAUUUGAUGAUGAUUUCCAUAUUUAUGUCUAUGAUUUGGUGAAGACAUCCUAGACACCACCAUGCAAACUUUGCCAAACUUGUGGAACUUCAGUGUAAAAUUUGUAGACACAAAGACUUAACUGCUUUCCAGUUUCUUUGAAAGCUUAAAUGUCCCUGCGAGCCCACAAUCUUGCAAGGAAAACUAUUCCAUUGUGAACUUUACAAAUAGACUUAUGUGAACAUGAUACAGUUUUGUGUAAGGGAACUCCUUUUCUUGAAGGAAGCCUUCUGAAGGGGGUAUGUGAAUGAAGUUAGAGAAAACAGCAGCUGCAGAUUCAAGCUGUGUAAAAAGUGGCUCUAGCAAUGUAAUCAUUACUAUGAUUUUUGAUUUUUUUUUAACUGUAACUUUCUCUCAGCUUCUCACUUAACUGUUCAACUGCCACAUGCAAGUGUAGCUUGAUAUUAUGUUCCUUAUGUAACAUUAAAUUUUCUUGUCUAGCAGUCCUUCUUUCUGGGGGUUGGGCAAUGAUGACUAUAAAAUGUUUUAAGCAGUGUUAAGGAGUGCCUGACCUAAUUAACAUCAGUGUACUGUGAUCAGCUUAACUGUUGAGCUACUAUUACAUGAGAGUCUUAUACAUUUUAGUUGAGGAAAGGAGACCAUGAUACAUAUAAUGGAUAGUUUCAAAAAUCGCAGGUUUUUGAGAUAAUGCAAAUUGUAGGAACCAGUCAAAAUAUUUACAACAAGGAUGCCUUCAGUUCUAAAUAUAGAGAUUUUUUGUAAUUUUUAGCAGAACCCAGGUGCUUCGUGCCAUAGCAGUCUGGUUAACAUUAAAGAAUACAGCAGCUACUGGGUGUCUCAAUAUCAGAACUAGCAACUUAGAUUUCUGUGCGUGGACUUAAAAUGUGUGACAUGUAAAGACAGAUCUCAUGAACGUGAAGUCCUUUUGUAUUAAAGAGAUCUUGUGUUGCUGAGAAGGAAAAUCAUUUUGUUGCCUUCUACUUGAUCUGCUGCAUUCCUUCUCGUUUUACUGCUCUUAGUUGAAGGCACCUUUUUUCUGGCCUUUUUCUUGGGGUGCAUCCAGGCAAGACUUUCCACAGCUCAAACACGUUGUCACCUUUUGUGGUAUACAUUGUAUUUCUCGAGGUAUGCUGUUAAUGUGAACUUCAUUUAAAAAAAGAAACUCUAGAGUUCUGCAUGCUAAUGGUGUACUAUCUAACACAAGCUAAGCAGUCUCCAUGGUUCAGUCAUCUGCAGCCAGAUUGUUUAUGUAAAUAAGCCGCCCACAACCACAAUACUUUUUUUUUUCAUUUUGCAAGGUGGUAGAUGUGGUGGUUUUAUAAGUAAUCAUUGGAAAGAUAUCAGAGCAGUAACAAAGUUGUCAAGUUACCUUGAGGCAGGACAUUGCAGUAGUAAGAACUGUGUACAGAAGUAUAUAUGAAACCAUCACCACUGCUUGUGUAUAUACAGGUUUUCUUAGGAAGGGUAAGAAGAGCAUUGCUGAUUAGCUUUCAGAGGUCCAAAUUACCUCUAGUGUGGGUAUGCAUAUUGAAAACUCAGUGUGGCUUAAGCCCUCAUUUCUUUUUUUACCUGUCUUCAUAUUUUAGCCUUAAGGCUUGUGCCUCUUGCUCUUUAAUGGUAACAAAUAUACAUCACCCAAAUACAGUAUCUUAAAAUCUGUUGUCCAUUGCUACUGUUGCAUUCUGUCCAGUAUUUCAUCAUGGGCAACCAAAGGCAGACUAUUGUCUUUUUUCAUGAAGAGCUUCUCAAUGCAGUCCUUAAGCCCUAAACAUAAAUGUUUUUGUGUUAUUGAACAAAGUGAGCAGAUUUGCAACCCUGUGUGUUUUUAAUUUUUUUUUCAUCCUGCAGAUCUGUACGUUUUCUAUUGACUCUUUAGAGUCCUGCAUGUAAAUCUCAAAACUGAGCCUGGCUCCAUGAGCCCAAGUUGAUAUUUGUGGCACAAGAAUGAGUGAGUGUAUUGAAACAUACACAUGAAUUGUGGGCUACAUAAACACUAAAUCCAAGGUAUGUCUUGAGAUAUUUGCUGAGGAUUAAGUAGACCGAAAAUGUUAUUCAAAGGGCUUGCAUUUGAGGAUUUUCUGCAAGUCACUGGGAUACACCACAUUCUGCCAGUUUAGAGUAUAAUCUAUAUUCUGUAUAAAUUUUAUGGUUUUUUAAGUGUCCACAUUGUCCGCUUUUUUAAUAGCUUAGACCACCUUUUUUGAGGCUUGAGACUAAUUCUACUCCCUGCCCAUCUGCUUUGGGCUUUGUUUUAGGCUCAUGUUUCAGAUCUGCAUGCAGUGCUUGUUACCCUGGUAACUAAAUGUUGGUUCCCUGUUCUAGGGGCUCAACAUGAUUUUCCAAGUUAUCACGGGGCUUGUGGCGGCACAAGCUAUGGAUCUGUGUAUAAAAAAGUUACUGGCCUUUCUCUCAAUUUACCUGCUGUAGUAUUGUAUAUUGUGUGUUUUGCGUGAUGUCAGGCUGCCCUGUAAAAUUUUAAGAAAAACUUAAAUGCAGACCAUCCUUUUUUGCAUGCUUAGAAGGUAGAAUGUUCAGUGUAACAAACUUUAAAGUUGCAUGUUAAAAAUGUUUAGGUUUUUAGUUUUUUAUUUUGUGUUUUUUGUGAAUUUGCUUAUUGUGCUGUUUUUUAAUGGUGGUUAGUAGAAUUAAAUGCACUGGUGAGGCAAACAUAGUGCCAACAGGAGGUAACUUUCCAGGUGUAUAUGUCAUGCAGCAUUUGAAGGGACCAUGUACUUUGCUCAAAAUAAAAAUAAAGUCAGUUUAAUUAAAUGUUUUUUUUGUGCCAAAUACUAUAAAAUAAGUUGAAGUAGACUCCUAUUAGAAUCCCCCCCAAACAAUAAUGGGAUAAGCAUUUGUGCUGGCUCUUUAGCCUUCUUAAAUUGAUACAUUUUAUAAAUAAAGGCUUCUCCAAAUACACACUAAUUGCAAACAUUUCAGAGAACCUGAAAAAACAAUUCAUUUGUGGUUCCUUGGAAAUGCUGCUUUUUUAUUUUACAUCAUUAGUGCAAUUUGGAUGGUUCUUGGUAUGUGUAUAGUUCAAAGGUCUUC